Lactuca sativa (garden lettuce) is the source of this 787-nucleotide messenger RNA. RefSeq names its product calcium-binding allergen Ole e 8. NCBI's taxonomy places the organism in Eukaryota, Viridiplantae, Streptophyta, Magnoliopsida, Asterales, Asteraceae. Gene Ontology annotation, molecular function: calcium ion binding. The record is from RefSeq and is a predicted model, not a curated record.
AAACAGGCGAUAAAUAAUUGUAGCUCCUUUUUGACCAUUAUUUGAUGCAUUUCAGCUUUUGACGAAUUGGAUUCGACCCUAAUCAACACGCGUCCUACUCCUACCCAAUCUCCUACUCAUCUUCUCCAAAUCCCCCCUUAUCCCAUCCUUACUUUCAGCGAUGGCAACUGAAAGCAACAGCGCGUCGGCUUACCUUACCAACAUGGACGAAGUAAAGCAAGUCUUCAGCCGUUUUGACGUUAACGGAAACGGCAAGAUCACCGCCGUGGAGCUCGUCGAUGUCAUGAAGGCUCUCGGAUCCGACACGUCUCUGGACGUGGUAAAGCAAAUAAUGGAGGAUAUAGACACCGACUGCGACGGUUUCAUUAACCUGGAGGAGUUCGCCGGUUUCCUUAAAGGAAGCGCUAACGCCGGCGGCGAAGAUGACGGCGGGAUGAAGGAGCUUCAUGAUGCGUUCAAGCUUUACGAUCUGAAUAAGAACGGGUUGAUUUCGGCUUCCGAGUUGCACCAGAUCUUAAGUCGGUUGGGAAUGGAAGAAAACUGCAGCCUUGAUGAUUGUACUAAUAUGAUCAAAUCCGUGGAUUCCGAUGGCGAUGGUUAUGUCAAUUUUGAGGAGUUCAGGAAGAUGAUGUCCAAGUCCAACAAUUCAUCCAAAUGAUGGAAUCAGUCAGUGUAAUCUAUAUCUCUUUCGUUAAAUACUUCUACCUUUUGAAAUAAUUCUGAUGACAGAUUGUGAUUCGAAUUUCUGAAUUCAGUUAGAACUAAAUGCGAUUUAAGAUUAAUUAAA